UUGUUUUUAUCACCAGUUCAAAAUGUCGACCUUUGGUUCCAGACGUGCGAUCUGUGUUAUUUUUGUUGCUAUUAUUUCAAUUUUUGCCCAAGACUCGUAUGUGAUACCUGCUGUAAGAAUACAAGCGUUUAAGCCGAGCGGCGUGCGAAUUUCUAUUCCGGAUGUUCCCGGCAUAACAUUAUUUUCCUUCAACGGCAAUAUCAACAAGGGCAUAUCUACCUUGGAGUUAGGACAACUGCGGUCGGAGGUGACAACACCUGUCAAAGGAAAGUGGACCUUCGUAGACCCAACUAUAAGGUUGAAUGUCGGUGACGUUGUGUAUUAUUACGUGUUAGUGGAGACUGGACUGAUUGAAGGCACUAUUUUCGUAUCUGGACACUAUUCUGGGAUUUUGAGGCACAGGAUUGAGCACUUAGAAGACACAUCACCGGAAAUAACCACCGAAGCAGUAGCAGGCUGUAAACCUUCCCCCACUGAAGUGUACCAGGGAUCUGAACAGAUAUGUUCAGGUCAAGUUUUAUUGGAAGAUCGAUUCUCAACUCUUAAUGACAACGUGUGGCAGAUUGAGCAUUUGAUACCCAUUGACAAUCCUGAAUAUCCAUUUGUGUCAUACCAACGAAGCUCAGUGAGCAUACAGAACAGAUACCUGACGAUACAAGCGAAACUCCAAGAAAAUGAGCCAGGCUUUAGUAAUGAUACCAUAUAUUGUGGUUCCUUGGACCUUUCGGACGGAUGCACUGAACCUCAAUGUUCCAAGAUGGCGUCGGGUGCAGACAUCUUGCCCCCAGUCGUGUCAGGCCGCCUAACCAGUAAGGGAUUCGCGUUCAAAUAUGGAACAGUGCACGUUCGGGCCAAACUGCCUAUUGGUGAUUGGGUGUAUCCAGAAAUAAUGUUAGAACCAGUGACAAAGAAAUAUGGCGGCAUGAACUACGCUUCAGGUGUUCUGAAGGUUGCUGGAGCGAGAGGAAACGAGAACCUGGUGGCUGGCGACAAAGAUUAUAGCAAUAAAGUGCUCUAUGGUGGACCCAUUAUGAGUCAGGAAUGUCGUGAUCAAAUAAUACAGGAAUACACACAAACAGAGGGCAAAUUGUGGGGGAAUGACUUCCACAUCUACUCCCUCAGAUGGACCCCAGAUUACAUUUCCUUGUCAGUGGAUGGGAAGGAGUGGAGCCAUAUAGACUCUGGUACAAAAAAACUGCGUGCUAAGUUUGCGUCACAUUGCAAAGUAAACAUUCCAGGCAACAGUACCAAGAUGGCGCCGUUCGAUGAUUUCUUCUACAUAACACUAGGGUUGUCAAUCGGCGGCGUAACAGAAUUUAGAGACGAUGUGAAAACAAAGGACGGCUAUCCUAAACCCUGGAAGAAUUCCAGUAGAAAGGCCAUGCUGAACUUCUGGCGAGAUCUGAACUCCUGGUAUACCACUUGGAAACAACCUAAGAUGAUUGUGGACUAUGUGAGGGUUAUAGCCCUAUGAACAUAAUGUUUCCCAAAGCUCCACCCGCGGCUAAAUGUUAUAGUGUGCGUUUGUCAUACAAAAUGUCGACCAUUUGUUGUUUCGAAAUGUAGAAAUUUGAAAGUCUUAUGUUGGAUUCGGGUCUUUAUCUAUAUACGCGUGACAAAAAUCCAACUCGGUUCGUAAGCGUGACAACAAGACAGAUAUUUGCAUACAUAUACUUAUUUAAUAUUAUUAACAAUGGGAUGGACUAGGCAUUUUCCAAUUUCUAUCAUCCCAUCUCUUUUUUGAUCACUUCCCCAGUCCCAGUGACCGCUUUCCCACUUUCUUAUCCACUUGGCACGAUAUCUUGCAAAAAUGACUUCCAUUUCGGGUUUCGUAUGUCAUAAAAGUUAAAUAAGAUUUGUGUACAUUUUUUUUAUUGGAAGCUGUGGUCUUAGUGCGCCUGUACUUUUUUGUAACGAGUAUAAGAAUGAGUAGGUAUAAGACCUAUAUUUGUUAAUUGACGUCCUUGGAGAAAAGGCUGCGGUGAAGUUUGUUGCGCCGCUUCUUCUUCAUCUGCAAUUUGGACAGUCGGCAGUAGACUUAGUUUUUUUUUUGACGUCAAUAAGUGAUGUAUCAUCCUGAAUUGAAUAACUAAUUUUGAAUUUGAGUACGUCUGUUAGAUUUAAAUGAUAUUUUAAUAAAAUAACAAAAAGGAUUCAAUAAAAUACUUUUGUAAUA
This is a messenger RNA of Plodia interpunctella (Indianmeal moth), 2176 nucleotides long. It is a transcript of the gene BGRP2, whose product is annotated as Gram-negative bacteria binding protein 1. Gene Ontology annotation, biological process: carbohydrate metabolic process. NCBI's taxonomy places the organism in Eukaryota, Metazoa, Arthropoda, Insecta, Lepidoptera, Pyralidae. The coding region runs from base 23 to 1474 and encodes 483 amino acids. The record is from RefSeq and is a predicted model, not a curated record. Gene Ontology annotation, molecular function: hydrolase activity, hydrolyzing O-glycosyl compounds; carbohydrate binding; protein binding. The transcript has 9 exons.